CCUGUCACUGCUAAAACGGAAGUUGGAAUGGCGAAAAGUUGGGUAGCAUUAUUUACAUGUUUCACAACUCGUGCAGUGCAUUUAGAAUUAGCAGAUGAUUUAUCUGCAGAAAGUUUUCUUACUGCGUUAAGAAGAUUCGUAGCACGACGAGGCUGUCCUGAACUAAUUUUAUCAGACAAUGCUAGCCAAUUCCACCUAGUCUAUCGAACGAUCAAGAAACAAGAAUCACAAUUAAAAAAGCCGUUGGUAGAAAAUUAUUAA
Molecule: messenger RNA, 261 nt
Organism: Dracunculus medinensis (Guinea worm)
Lineage: Eukaryota; Metazoa; Nematoda; Chromadorea; Rhabditida; Dracunculidae
Source: the annotation of a GenBank genome assembly